Molecule: messenger RNA, 1116 nt
Organism: Eimeria necatrix
Lineage: Eukaryota; Apicomplexa; Conoidasida; Eucoccidiorida; Eimeriidae
Product: MGC80161 protein, related
Exons: 3
Coding region: 1-1116 (371 amino acids)
Biological process (GO): protein polyglutamylation; microtubule cytoskeleton organization
Cellular component (GO): cilium
Molecular function (GO): tubulin binding; tubulin-glutamic acid ligase activity
Source: RefSeq, a predicted model, not a curated record
AUGCACGCCGCGGCUGAGAGGCCCCCGGGCGAUCCAGAAGGAGCAGCAAAUGCAGCAGCAGCAGCAGCAAGACAGACCCGCAGAGGGAAGCAGCAGCAUCUUGCAACUCGCAGCAGCAGCAGCAGCAGCAGCAGCAGCAGCAAACCCCAAAGCGCUGUUUGCCCCAGCAAUAUAUUCAAAGCGUUUGGUCAGCGCGACGCAGAAGGAAACAAACCACAAAACCGCGAGGCGACUGCAGCAGCAGCAGCUGCUGCUGCUGCUGCUGCUGCUGCAGCUGCAGCAAAUGCUGAUGCGCAGGCAGCAGCUGCAGCACCUGCGGCGUAUGCUGAUACGCAGGCAGCAGCAGCAGCAGAAGCAGCAGCAGCAGCAGCAGCAGCAGAAGUAGCUGCAGCAAGUACCAGUGUGGACACAGAGGCCGCAGCAACGGCAGUAGCAGCAGAUUCGAAUGAGCGAAUAACAGCAGCAGAAGCAGCAGCAGCAGCAGCAGCAGCAGCAAUAGUAGCGGAGCCUAGAAUCAGCCACUCCACAGCAGCAAACGAAUCAAUGGCAGCAGCAGCAGCAGCAGCAGCAGCAGCAGCAGCUAACAGUGUGGAACUAUCCCCAGCUGCAGCAAAUUCGAUCCGCGGUGCAGCACCAGAACCCUCUGCAGCAGCAACAGCAGCAGAAGCGACUCCCCGCGAGAAACUAGCAGCAGCAGCAGCAGAGGAGCUGGCGGCGACAGUCAGCAGCAGCAGCAGCAGCAGCAGCAGCAGCAGCAGCAGCAGCAGCAGCAGCAGCAGCAGCAGCAGCAGCGGGGUGAAGAAGAAGAAGUCGAAAGUGUUGUACUGCUUGUCUUCGACGAAAUAUAAAUUAAUUCGAAAAGUCUGCAGCAGCUUUCCCGGCUGGGAAGAAUGCCCCCAGGACAGCCAGGACUGGGAUGUUCUUUGGAGCGACUCUGCAGUGACACCGCAGCAGCUGCUGGCGAUGAAACCCUACCAAAAGAUAAACCACUUUCUUGGCACUCACGCCAUCACGAGAAAAAACUUUUUGGCCCGCACUUUGCAAAGCAUGCAAAUUUACUACCCGGAGGAAUACAACUUCUUCCCCCCCACUUUCAUUUUGCCAACAGGUUUUUAA